Cimex lectularius (bed bug) is the source of this 7598-nucleotide messenger RNA. It is a transcript of the gene trio, whose product is annotated as triple functional domain protein. The transcript is spliced from 41 exons. Gene Ontology annotation, cellular component: cytoplasm. Lineage: Eukaryota; Metazoa; Arthropoda; Insecta; Hemiptera; Cimicidae. Gene Ontology annotation, molecular function: protein binding; guanyl-nucleotide exchange factor activity. Gene Ontology annotation, biological process: axon guidance; intracellular signal transduction. Bases 54 to 6866 code for a protein of 2270 amino acids. The record is from RefSeq and is a predicted model, not a curated record.
CUUUUGAUUUCAGGGAAGAUGCGCGAGAAAUCGGAUUUACCGUCAUCGUGGACAUGAGGGGUUCCACAUCCACGUGGACGUCAGUCAAGCCGAUACUCAAAGUCCUCCACGACCACUUUCCCUCGGCUGUCCACGCCGUCUACAUAAUCAAGCCGGACAACUUCUGGCAGAAGCAGAGGACUUCGCUCGGCUCGCAUAAGUACAAGUUUGAGGUGAACAUGAUAAGCAUGGAAGGGCUGCCGAAAAUCGUCGACUCUUCGCAGCUGACUUCGGACCUCGAGGGUACACUCCACUACGACCAUUCACAGUGGAUAGACAUGAGGCUGGCCGUUGAAGACUUCAUGUGGCAGGCAUCCGACCUCCUGGACAGGUUAGACGACCUGCAGGAAGACCUGUCGCGAAACGACUUCGGCGAAGACGUCGCCGGUGCUAAGCACGGCCUCGAUAUGCACGCCGACAUGAAGAAGCGCAUCAUGAAAACGCCCGUCGAAGAGAUCGACAAGUUCGGCCAACGGCUUCUCCAGCGGUUGUCAGGAGAUAGCAGUAGUGGCUAUGACAGUGGCUACUCCGGAAGGGAGAGUGAAGCGAGCAUGACAAAUCCAGAUCUACAAGCCUCCGUACCUCAAAUUCUUAACAAUUUAGAUACAAUUAGAUCGACGCAAGCACAUUUGCUGCAAUUGUGGCAGCAUAAGAAGCUCAAGUUGGACCAGUGUUUCCAAUUGAGACUAUUUGAACAAGACUGCGAAAAGAUGUUUGACUGGAUAUGCCAUAAUAGAGAUGUAUUUCUGAUGAAUUACGUAGAAAUAGGACAUUCUUAUAAUUUAGCCAAGGAAUUGCAGGAUGAACAUAAUCAUUUUACAAUGAGUUCGAUGAAUGUUUACGUAAAUAUCAAUAGGAUAUUGGCAGUGGCGACAAGGAUGAUGGAGGGCGGUCACUAUGCCGCCACUCACAUCAGAACCGUCGCAAACCGUUUGGACAGAGCGUGGAAAGAAUUUGCAGCCGGUCUUGACGAAAGGACUGCAGUUUUGGCCCUUUCUGUACUUUUUCACCACAAGGCUGAACAAUAUGUCGAGAGUGUAGGCUCUUGGAACCAAGCGUGCGAGACUACAACAAUCCCUGCUGAGAUCAUACUGUUAGAAACGGCUAUACACCAACACCAAAAUUUAUAUGAAUCCAUGUGCCAAGCUUAUACUGAGGUCCAUAGCACUAGCAAGAAGCUUUUAUACCAACUGGACCACUUGGUGCAAGUUUGCAAUCAGACUGGAAUGGAACAUAACAGAAAACAUAGUGCGAGACGGAGGGGCAAAACUCAUUAUGAUGACAAUAAUACAGCUGGAUCUGAUACUAGUUCUUCAAGCAGCCGGAGGGGUGGUGGUGGCACAAAUCCGGCUGCUGACUAUUCAGAAGGCGCUUCGCAUGUAUUGGCUGUGAUACACCAAAUUCUCAACCAUCACAGGACCCUCGAACACAGAUGGCACUCGAAAAAGAUAAAACUGCAUCAACGACUUGCCCUGAGGCUGUUUCAAGAGGAUGUGAAACAGGUCCUUGACUGGCUUUCAAAUCACGGUGAAGUGUUCCUACGUAAAAACACAGGAGUCGGUAGAAAUUUGCAGAAAGCGCGGGUCUACCAGAAGAGCCACGAGCAUUUUGAAAACGUAGCACAGAAUACCUACCGUAACGCUGAAAAGCUGCUGUCCGCUGCCGAAGAACUCGCUCAGACUGGGGAGUGCAACGCUCAAGAGAUCUACUCGGUCGCCCAGGAGCUGGAAGGCCACGUGACGUCUUUCGCAGGCAGGGUUGACCAGAGGAGACGUAGGCUCGACCUCGCCGUCCUAUUCUACACCCACGAAAAAGAGCUUGAAGAGUGGUUGGAGGAGGUGCGAAACGAGAGUUGCGAUGCGCUCGGAGCAGACACAGUGGAAGCUGCUGAGAGGCAAUUAGAAGCAAGCAAACAGCAGAGGCUUUCUUCUCUGGACGCCUGCUUGAAUACAAUCGCCCAAGGAGAAGCGUUAUUGCAAGAGCUCAGGAGUGUUGGACUUACGAGUGAAAUGGAUUCAACAGGCUCUGUAGCAGCAGUUGAAACUGCUCUCGAUCGAUUGAACAAACAAAGAGAAGAGCUUGAGGAACUUUGGGCAGCAAGGAAGCUCAGGCUUGACUUGUGCCUCAGGCUUCGACUUUUUGAACGCGACGCUCUUGAGGUGUCAUCACAGUUGGAAAUAUGGUCCAACGAACUGGAAAAUACCGUGUUACCCGAUUCGAUUGAGGAGGCUGAAAGAGCGCUGAGGGCGCAUACAGAAAGCGUGUCGCAUAUGCAGUCCGGUACUUAUCAAGUUUUACAGGCCGGGCAAGAGCUCGCCAACGUCCUCGAGUCGUCUGGUGUCGGCCUUAUGGCAGAUUCGCAAUACACUGCUGCUACGAGAGUCCAAGUCUUGCUUGAAUUUUUAAAUGAGAGGGAAAUGGAUUUAGAAGACCUUGCCGAAGUCAAACGGCUCAAGUUGGAACAAUGUGUCCAACUCUAUCAGUUCAGAAAUGAUGCUAAUCAGGUUGUCAGUUGGAUCAGAAAUGGUGAAGCUAUGUUAAUGGCAAGUUUCACCAUACCUAAUUCACUUGUUGAUGCUGAACAGCUGAAAAAAGAACACGAACAAUUCCAAGUUGCUAUCGAAAAAACCCACACAUCAGCUGUACAGGUUAAACACAGAGCUGAUGCUUUGAUAACGGCAAAUCAUUACGACCCAGCAAGUGUAAGACAAAUUUCAGAAGAAGUGACAAAAAGAUGGCAACAGCUUGUAACAUGCGCAGAAGAAAGGCAUAAGCUUGUCACAGCAAGUCUCAACUUUUACAAGACUGCAGAACAGGUAUGUUCAGUUUUGGAUUCUCUGGAAAGGGAGUACAAAAGGGAUGAAGACUGGUGUGGAGGCGGCAGCAGCACAAACGGCAACUCGCCGUCGAAUGCCGUCGCACAGUUGAUAAACAAGCACCAAGAACAGAAAGAGGCGUUCCUCAAGGCGUGCACGCUUGCGAGACGCACAGCUGAGACUUUCUUAAAAUACACUUCUAGAAGCCUUCAGUACUACAACUACCCGACGUCUGAAGCCGGCCCCGAGGCAAGAGUGAAAGUCAUCCUGGAUAAGCUGCUCAGUCAAGAAAACAGGGUCCUGGAACAUUGGUCGCAAAGGAAGAAGCGCCUUGACCAAUGCCAGCAGUUCGUCUUGUUCGAAGCUUCUGCAAGGCAGGCUAUGGAGUGGAUACAAGAAACUGGUGAAAACUACCUAAACACUCACACUAACAUCGGGGCCAAUCAAGAAGAGACCGAGAGCCUUCUGGGGGAGCAUAACGAGUUCAAGGCCGCUGCAAAGGAGACGAGGGAAAGGGUGAAGCUUCUCAUCCAGCUUGCCGACAGCCUGGUGGAAAAAGGCCAUGCACACGCGACUCAAGUCAAAACAUGGGUGGCUGCCGUCGAUAACACCUACAAGGACUUUUCAUCACGGAUGGACAAGUAUAGGUCCCAAUUGGAAACACGUCUUGGAAUACCGACAGAACAUGAGGGUAAACAAGAACUGAGCAUCGAUCGAAAUUCUGAUCCAAAUUUAGAGUCGAAAGUCAAAGAAUCGACGAAAGACCUCAAAGAGCUCAAUGAAGAAAAGCGAAGAUCCGCCAGAAGAAAGGAGUUCAUCAUGGCCGAGCUGUUACAAACGGAAAGAACAUACGUGAAAGACCUAGAAACUUGUAUAAAAGUGUUUCUGGACGAAAUGCGCAUCGCUAACGACGUCCCGUCCGGAAUUCUCGGCAAGGAGAGAGUCAUCUUUGGCAACGUUGAGAACAUACGCGACUUCCACAGGGACAUCUUCCUCAAGGAGCUCGAAAAGUACGAGACGAUGCCGGAAGAUGUUGGACAUUGCUUUGUCACAUGGGCGCCCAAGUUUGACAUGUACGUCGAGUACUGCAAGAACAAACCGGAGAGCAAUUCGGUGCUAGUCUCCCAUGGCGGCGGUUAUUUCGAGGAGCUUCAGAAAAAGCACAAGGUUGAACACCCGAUCGCCGCCUACCUCAUUAAACCAGUACAAAGGAUCACAAAAUAUCAACUGCUCCUCAAAGACCUACAGUCGUGCUGCGACGAAGGCCAAGGGGAAAUUAAGGAUGGUUUGGAAGUGAUGCUUAAUGUCCCUAAAAAAGCGAACGACGCACUUCACUUGUCGCUGCUCGACGGAUGCGACGUGAGUCUUGACGAGCUUGGCGAGGUCGUCCUGCAGGACAGCCUGCACGUAUGGGAUCCAAAACAGAUAAUCAGAAAGUCCAAAGAGAGGCACUGCUUCCUUUUCGAGCUAUAUCUAGUCUUUAGCAAAGAAGUAAAAGAUUCGGCUGGGAAGGCUAAAUACAUUUACAAAAAUAAAUUAAUGACCUCGGAACUAGGAGUUACCGAACACAUUGAAGGUGAUGAAUGCAAAUUUGCCGUCUGGACAGGAAGAGCGCCAAUUUCUGACUACAGGAUCGUACUUAAGGCCUCUUCACUUGAAAGUAAGCAGGCUUGGGUCAAGAAACUGCGCGAAGUUAUACAAGAAACUUAUUUCAGUACAGCGCUACCUCUAUCUCUUCCAAAAUCGCCUGCCAAGCUGAAAGGCAGCAGCCAACGUUCCAGCAGGGACAUGGAAGAAACCGGAUCUCUUGACGAGAGUGUCGAGAACCUCGACAGGGGAUCUUUGGCGUCCUUCGGCUCCGGAAACACCACCGAUUCUGAUAAGAAGCAGGGAUGGCACUACAUCCGAAGUGGAAAGACCGGAGGCGUGGAGAUGACGUGGGUCAUAAACGACCACGUCGCGGCCGCCCCCGGCCAGCUGUCCGUCACGAAAGGGCAACAGGUGGAGGUUGUUGAAAAUGUAAGUUCGAACCCCGAAUGGUGCCUCGUCAGGAUGCCCAGCUCGGGACUCGAUCCUCCACCUGAGGGCCUCGUACCACUUUCGGUUCUGAAGCAGCCGCCAGCCGCCGCACAGUCCUCAGCCCCUAGAAUCCACGAGCUCGGUAGCAACGAAAUGCAGCACCAUCUAAAUACCCUCUGGGCGGCUUGGCAGAUAGGAAAACCGUCCACAUCUCUCAAGGAUCCAGGUACAAGCGAGGGAGCUGCGACAACGAAUUCACCCGUCAACAAAAGAAGGGUGUUCAGCGGGCGCAAAUGGCUCCCACCUCCUCUCAGGAAGUUGAGCGGGACCAAAGUAGAAAAGACGGCAACCCCUGAAAGGCCGUCGCUUAAAAAGACACCUUCGGAGAAGAGGUUCAAGCAACCGGGAGCAGAUCUUACAAAAGUGGCAAACGAGCCUGGAGCUGAAGAGACGACGAGAGAACCUAACGGCGAGGAGGCCGAAGAAGAAGUUGUAGAGCUUCCUCCUCCGAUGAAGCCCAUCAGCGAGCCCAUUCUCGUCCCGGCGGACGAGCCGCAGAACCCAAGGUCGUCCACGCUUUCCCUCGAAGGUGCCACAUCGGCAGAUUUGGCUGAGAUUGAACAAAUCGUCAAAGAAAGAAUGGAGCAACAUUCUGAAAAGCAGAGUAAACUUGGGACGACAGUCACACCCGAUCAGGCGUCGACAUCAUCAGCAGAAGGGGAAACUGCCAUCCAAAAACGAGAAUAUGUGAUAAGAGAGUUGGUCGAGACGGAGAGAGACUAUGUCAGGGAUCUGAGACUGGUAGCCGAAGGUUAUAUGCCGUUGAUGAGGGAUCCGAACUCCGAAGUUCCAAUGCCUGAGGAUCUCGGUGGUGGAAAAGACAAAAUGGUAUUCGGCAACUUGGAAGCGAUUUACGAAUGGCACAGAGACGUAUUUCUCAAAGCACUCGAACAAUGCAUAGAUAAUCCUUCAGAACUUGGCCCACUAUUUAAAAGAUCUGAAAGAAAGCUGUUUAUGUAUGUUGUAUAUUGUCAGAACAAGCCAGUUUCUGAAUAUAUUGUUUCUGAAUAUGACACAUAUUUUGAGGAACUCAGACAAAAAUUAGGACAUAAACUUCAACUCUGUGAUUUAUUAAUAAAACCUGUACAAAGGAUUACCAAAUAUCAACUUCUUCUCAAAGAUCUGUACAAAUACACUGAAAAAGCGAAGCUGAUACACGAAACGGAGACCCUGAAGCAAGCACUCCUUGUAAUGCAAGUAGUUCCUAAAGCUGCGAAUGAUAUGAUGGAUGUCGGCCGGUUACAAGGGUUUGACGGCAAAAUUACAGCCCAGGGAAAACUGCUUCUGCACGGGCCGUUAAUGUGUUCCGAAGGGAUUUCGACUGCAAAUUUUAAGGGCAAAGAUCUAGUUGUUUUCUUGUUUGAGCAAAACAUCAUAUUUAGUGAAGCUGUCGGGAAGAAAACUCAAUUUACAAAUCCUGUUUAUAUAUACAAAGCACACAUACAGGUUAAUAAAAUGAGCCUGGAUGAAGGAUCACCGACGGGGAGAGAGAAGGGAAGCACCUCAGAUGAAAAUGAGCCAUUUGUCGUCAGAUCGACAGAUCCGAACAAGCCUGGUACUGCUUACACGUGUCUUGCUUCGAGUGUGGAGUCAAGAGCAGAAUGGGUCUACCAGCUGAAGAACAUCCUGCAAACACAGCGUGACUUUCUUAAAGCCAUACAGUCGCCUAUUGCAUACCAGAAGGAGCUUAAUAAGGACCCCCUUUUCUGUAUUUCGGUGAGAGAACCCAGCCCACCAGAGCCGCAUAAGGAAAGUACAAAGGUCGAAGUACUUGAGGUAAUGAGCAGGUCAAGGAGUUCCAGCAGCGGAGGCAUCUUAGAAGGUUUCCGCAAUACUCUGAGGAGAGCCAGGAGCGACUUACCAACACACCGAGCCACUAUACACCUCAGGCGUUGGUCGGACGCUAGAGUUGUAUGUUUUUUCUUCUCUUAACUAUUAUUUAUUUAAUAUUAAUCACUUUUACUUUUUUCCAGUCGAAAUAAAAUAAAAGACUCAAUAGUUCCUCUAGUCAAUGGAGCGUUCCAUCUGUGAUAAAUCAACUGCUAUGUACAAUUCAACAUUUUCAAGUGAUGUUUCCACUCUUGUGACAAGACAAUUUCAACAAUUUUAAUUAUUUGUACAGUUCAAUGUACUAAUAUGUAACACUAUUUAUGUAAUUAUAUUGUUUGUAUUAUUUAUAUGAAAAAUAUAAAUUUUUUUAAGCUUUGAUACCUAACAUUUGUUAUUGCCAGGAUUACAGCUUUGUAAACAUUUCAAUUUGACCCCAAGGCGCUUUUUUUUUUUUAUUUUUUUUUUUUUUGUGUCUGAUAUAAGGCUAAUUGGAUGAUUAAAAAUAAAAAGGCCAAUAAGUUUAAAAUAUAAAGGGUAUGAGUAAGUAUUUUCUUACCAGCGGUAUUUACUGACCACAAUCAUCAUGUUAAUUCAGUCAUUAAUAAUCAUCAACUUCAGCGAUCUUGGUGAUAUAUAAUUAAGUCAUCAUUAUACAAAACAAAAUGAACACGACCGAAAAAUCAUACUUACAAAAACAUACAAUCACUGUUAAUUUUCAUUUGAACAAGGCUGAAAGAAAAAAUAUAGAAGGAACGCAGAUCAUUCAAUGCUGGCAUAGUCAAAAUAAAUAUUCCUGAAACUUGUCUAUCAAUUGAAGACGUGUUAUCACCAGAA